This is a messenger RNA of Solanum dulcamara, 2068 nucleotides long. RefSeq names its product rho GTPase-activating protein 5. Gene Ontology annotation, biological process: signal transduction. The transcript has 5 exons. The record is from RefSeq and is a predicted model, not a curated record. Lineage: Eukaryota; Viridiplantae; Streptophyta; Magnoliopsida; Solanales; Solanaceae. Gene Ontology annotation, molecular function: GTPase activator activity. Bases 382 to 1857 code for a protein of 491 amino acids.
UUCAGAUUCAAGAACUACCCACCCACCCACUAACCCAAAAUCAAGAAAUCAUAAAUAUAUAUAUAUAUAAAAAAUAUAUAUAUAAACUUCAAAGCCAACUUCACAGCAAAGCAUUUCCCUUUUAUCUCUCUUAUUAGUAGUGUUAAAAAGACUGUGUCUUUGUUGCUUCUUCAACGCGCCAUUAAAAGGGCUUGUUCAGAAAACAAUAAACAAUAUGCCAGAGUUCAUGAUUCUCACGUUUAACCCCAUUUGUACAUUUUCUUGAAUUGGUCUUUACUGGGAUUUGUUGAUUCUUGCAAUCUCAAUCCAAGAAUCUGGAAAAAAAAUCAUUUUUUUUAUUGGAUUUUGAUACAUUUUUAUAAUCUUGUGUAAAGGGUAACCAUGACAGAAGUCCUCCACUCUUCUUCUCCUUCCUCUUCUUCUCCUUCAAUAUCUACACCUACCCACAAUGGGACAUUGUUUGUAGAAGAAAUUGGGGGUUCUGAGGUUGCUGUUUGUGAUUCUGAGGAAGAAAUAGGUGAAGGGGAAGACGAAGAAGAAGAAGAGGAGGACAGGGGAAAAGGGAGAAAUCAAGAAAGGGAUCAUUUGUCUUUAUUAGCUCUUUUGGUGACAUUGUUUAGGAAGAGUUUUUGGUUAGCUUGCAAAACGGAUAGGGGAGGAGGAGAUCUGUGUAGUGGUAGUGGUAUGGAGAUUGGAUGGCCUACUAAUGUGCGUCAUGUUGCCCAUGUUACCUUUGAUAGGUUCAAUGGAUUUUUGGGUCUCCCUGUUGAGUUUGAGCCUGAAGUUUCUAGAAGGGCCCCCAGUGCAAGUACCACUGUAUUUGGAGUGUCAACGGAGUCCAUGCAAUUGUCAUUCGACUCCCGUGGGAAUAGUGUUCCAACUAUUCUACUUCUAAUGCAAAGGCGUUUGUAUGCUCAAGGGGGUCUACAGGCAGAAGGGAUUUUCAGAAUAAAUGCUGAAAACAGCGAGGAGGAGCUUGUUAGGGAGCAAUUAAACCGUGGAAUAAUUCCGGAUGGCAUUGAUGUACAUUGUCUGGCAGGUCUCAUUAAGGCUUGGUUCAGGGAACUCCCAAGUGGGGUGUUGGAUACCCUUUCUCCUGAGCAGGUCAUGCAAUGCCAGUCAGAAGAGGAUUGUACUGCACUGGUGAGACUUCUGCCACAGACAGAAGCUGCUCUCCUGGAUUGGGCUGUCAAUCUCAUGGCUGAUGUUGUUCAGGGGGAACACCUGAACAAGAUGAAUUCGCGCAAUAUCGCAAUGGUGUUUGCUCCUAACAUGACACAGAUGGCAGAUCCAUUGACUGCACUGAUGUAUGCUGUCCAAGUAAUGAAUUUCUUGAGGACACUCAUCGAAAAGACUUUAAAAGAUAGAGAAGAUUCCCUUGUUGAACCAGAUUCUGUCUCUAACCUAGACCGGCCUGAUGAGUAUGGUCAUCAAAGUCCACCACAAUUCCCUCUGGAGAACUCCAAUGAAUCAAAUGAACCGACUGAGCAGGUGUUCACUGUAGACGAACCCGAUUCAGCCAGUGUUUCUGAAUCUAAUAGAGUAGAUAACAUCACUGAUGAUGAAUAUCUUAGUUAUGCUACUUCUUCAGAGGAAUCCGAUGACAGUGUUUCUUGUGGAACUCCUAUUCAUGUUAAUACCAAGUCAAGAGAAGCCUGUGUGAGAAAAAGUCCAAAUCUUGAAGAGGACACACCUAGGAUAGGCCAAUCGAGUGAUUCUAAUAAGACACACGAUGUUCUGAAAAUUGAUUUAGAGCCAACAGCAGUUCAGUCUCUGGGAAAUGAUAGUAAAUCAAAAGGAAUAAGCAACUUGAUCCGUAUAAAUUCAAUGACAGAGAGGACUGAAGCUUGGCGGUGAAUAGGACUGAACUGAGCAGCUUUCUGUGCUGACUAAGAUGGUAACAGUUUCUGUUUGGUUGUGAUAAAAAUGUGAAUGCUAAUAGUUCAUGUAUGUUGAUCUAGUUUACUGUGGUUGAUUUUUUUAACUGGUUAUGGUUUGAUGUGUACAUUAUACUGUCUGCUUUUCUAAAUACUAGAACGCGAAUAUGAUUUGAUCUUCACUUGCACAA